AUGCACUUCAAGGACAGCAACUGGUACAGCACCGAAGGCAACUCCAAGGACCAGCUGAGCAACAACAAGUGGUUCUCCAAGUCCCAGGCCCUCGCCGGCGACAAGAACCUCAUCAAGAAGGAGGGCAAUUGGGCCUGGCAUAACAACGUCACCUGCGCCGACUAUGGAUGCUACGCUCAGUGGAAGGGGCCUGUCGCUUUCUUGUAGAUGUUGCUAUGUAGUUUCUCAAUGAAUCUCAUCCUCUUUGA
Molecule: messenger RNA, 248 nt
Organism: Guillardia theta CCMP2712
Lineage: Eukaryota; Cryptophyceae; Pyrenomonadales; Geminigeraceae
Exons: 2
Coding region: 1-207 (68 amino acids)
Source: RefSeq, a predicted model, not a curated record